This is a messenger RNA of Octopus bimaculoides (California two-spot octopus), 3531 nucleotides long. RefSeq lists its product as uncharacterized. Gene Ontology annotation, biological process: actin cytoskeleton organization; regulation of ARF protein signal transduction. The record is from RefSeq and is a predicted model, not a curated record. Gene Ontology annotation, molecular function: guanyl-nucleotide exchange factor activity. Lineage: Eukaryota; Metazoa; Mollusca; Cephalopoda; Octopoda; Octopodidae.
UUGCCCACCGCUACUGUAUAUGUAACCCCGACCAAAUCAAGAACUUCCGUAACCCCGACACAAUCUUCCUGUUGGCGUUUGCCAUAAUCAUGCUAAACACAGACCUACACAACUCCAAUAUCAAAAGUGAUAAACGCAUGAAACUGGAAGAUUUUAUUAAAAACCUCCGAGGUAUUGAUGAGACAGACGACAUAGAUAGGGAUUUACUAAGAGGGAUCUACGAGAGGAUCCGGGUACAGGAUUUCCAACCUGGGGUGGAUCACCAAUCACAAGUGAUGAAAGUAGAGCAGACUAUCGUCGGAAAGAAACCGCAAUUGGCGUUACCGCACCGGCGGCUAGUAUGUUAUUGCCGACUUUACGAGAUCCAUGACCCUUACAAGAAAGAGAAGAUUGGUCUACAUCAGCGGGAAGUCUUUCUUUUUAAUGAUAUUAUUCUGAUUACCAAAAUAUUUAGUAAGAAAAAGACAGGUAUCACUUACUCCUUCAAGCAGUAUUUCUCACUGUACGGCAUGCAGGCGUAUCUGUUUGAGACCUCACAUUAUCAAUAUGGUAUUAGGUUGUCAAGCAAUGGUAAAGUCCUUAUCACAUUUAACGCACGGAACGACCACGAUCGGCAAAAGUUUGUCGAAGACCUCAAAGAAGCUAUCCUUGAGACGACCGGAUUAGAGAGUUUGCGUAUCGAGGAGGAGUUACAACGGCACCGUGCCACUCGGAACACAAUCGACGACGACUCGCGAGUGCUGAUCUAUGAUGUACUGAAACCGUCGGAGCCCGCGGUAAAUAGACUCUCUGCUCCUGAGUGUGGUAUCAAGAAGUCUUCUUUGUCAAGUUCUCUACUAGAUAUUUGUGAAGGUCAAGGGCUGAAGCGAGAAGACAGUGGUGGUGGAGGAUCAACAGACAGCGGUGUGAUUCGUUUUGCCGGGGUCAAAGUUCAUAUCUCCCAGUCUCACCUGGGACAGAGUAGUCCUCACCCUCCUCCACUUUAUCCUCAUCAUCAUCUAACCCAGGCCUCGGUUGGCACAGCGAACACUCCCUGUUGUGACGAUCCCGUAACUCUACAACACCAACACUACCAACAACAACAACAACAACAGCAGCACCAAGUCAUAUCAUCCAAAAACAACGGUCCCACCACGACCAACACUAGCGCCACCUCAUCUUGUGCGAAGGCUGCAGGCGGCCGCAAAUACCGCACUCUCCCCCCACACCACCACACGGCCAGUGGGGGCGCUGGGAGUGGCAUUGUCAUCUUCAGCAAGUCCCACACGCAGACUCUCCAUCAUCAUCAUCAACAGCAACAGCAGCAGCAGCAGCAACAGAAGAAGAGACAGCAGCAGGCGAAGCAUGGCAUUGUGGUUGUCGAGCCGGUCAACCGUAGCAGUAGCAGCAACAGUAUAAACCCUUCCGCCACGACCACCACAACGGGAACCAGUAACAAUCGACUGUCCAGCCCUCACAUCAACUUUAGACCAACUGUGCCCGAGGGGACAGAAGUAUGAUAUACAUACAUAUAUAUAUAUAUAUAUAUAUACAUACACACAUAGGUGUAUGUAUACAUAUGUACACGCAAUCAUGUGUGUACGUGUGUAUAUGUACGUGUCACAAUUGUGUGAUAUACACAUAUAAAUUAUUAUAUAUAUGUCUUCAGAAAACAAAGACAGUUGUGUGAUGUAUGUAUAAAAUAUACACCCAUUUAUACAUAGUAUGAACAUUUGAUGUAAUCUCUACUCACACACAUACACGUCUGCGUGUAUAUAUAUAUAUAUAUAUAUACACCUACGUCUAUAUAUAUACUGAUGAAUUUACGUGAAGACUGAAGAAUAUAUGUGUGUGUAUAUAUAUAUAAAUAUAUGUAUGUAUAUAUGCAUACGUAUACACAUGUAGCAUAGAAUUUUAUGUAUACUGUAUACAGGCACAUGUGAAUGUGCGCAUAUAUACAUGAGUGUGUGUAUAUACACACAUGCGCAUACUUAUACAUACUUGUGAAGCAACAGUGUGAUAUCUACGAUAUAUACGCACAGUUAUACAUUCAUACAUAUAUAUGUAUAUAUAUAUACUCACACAUUUAUACAUACAUGUAGACUAUUCAAUAUAUAUAUAUAGAUAUAUACACACACACACACAUACAUAUGACAUGUAAUUCAUGUAUACAAACAUAUACAUAGUUUUUUUAAUAUACACAGUAUAUAUAUAUAUAGUUAGAUACAUAACAUAUAUGAAGAAAUAUACGCAUUGUUGCAUAAAUAUGUAUAUACAUAAACAAAUGUACAUAAUUAUAUAUAUAUAUAUAUAUACGCACACAUCUAUAUGUACUAUAGCCUUACACACACACACACAACAGACAUGUUACACUUGUAUAUUCUAAAAUAUAUGUAGUGUUAUUUAUUUAUUUAUAUAUAUAUAUAUACACUCAUCUCAGAAUGUAUACACACACACUCACACAUAUAUACGGAUAUGUGCCCAUCACAUACGUGCAUAUACACUCUUUUAUACACACACACAAACAUAUAUACAUAUAUACAACACAAAGCAUAUAUAUAUAUAUAUAUUUACAUACACAACCCAUUUAUGUGUAUAUAUAUAUAUAUACACACACACACAUAUAUACAUAUACACACAAACACAUGUAUACAUAUAUAUAUAUAUAUAUAUAUAUAUAUAUAUAUAUAUAUAUAUAUAUAUAUAUAUAUAUAUAUAUAUAUAUAUAUAUAUAUAUAUAUACAUGCACACAUACAGAUAUAUAAACAUAUGCAUAUAUAUAUACACACAUAUACAAACACACACACAUACACAAACAUAUAUAUACAUAUAUACACAUACACAUUCACAAACAUAUAUACACACAUACACAAACAUAUAUAUAUAUACACACACAUACAUAUAUAUAUAUAUACAUAUAUACACACACAUACACAAACAUAUAUAUAUACAUAUACACACACACACACAAACAUAUAUACAUAUAUACACACAUACACAAACACAUAUAUAUAUAUAUACAUAUAUACACACAUGCACAAACAUAUAUAUAUACAUAUAUACACACACACAUACACAAACAUAUAUAUAUACAUACACACAUACACAAGCAUAUAUAUAUACAUAUACACACAUACACAAACAUAUAUAUACAUAUAUACACACACAUUUCUCCAUGUUCUUCUCUUGACAGCACCCCUCCCCACUCCUACUGAAUUCCACCACCGCCACCACUGAUAUGGAGCUGGUAGCAGAAGCAGCGGUGUUGGACAAUGUCCAUAACGUGUGGUACACUAAGUUAGCUGGAUUGCCAGAAGGGCAGUGGUGACCCACAACAUUACAUUACAUGACACCCACACUAUAGCCUAGCCUUAUGCACCACCACCACCACCACCACCACCACCGCCAUCACUAGAAAGAGAGACCGAGUAGAAAAGGAAGGAAAGCAGGACAUUUUAUUUGUGAUGUUGUGGCUGGCAUGUUGUAUAAUGGCAUUGAUGAUGAUGAUGAUGGCCUUAGUAGCAAUAAUAAUAAUAAUAAUAAUAAUGACAA